Colletotrichum graminicola M1.001 is the source of this 1752-nucleotide messenger RNA. RefSeq names its product thiamine pyrophosphate enzyme. The coding region runs from base 1 to 1752 and encodes 583 amino acids. Gene Ontology annotation, biological process: L-valine biosynthetic process. The record is from RefSeq and is a predicted model, not a curated record. Gene Ontology annotation, cellular component: mitochondrion; acetolactate synthase complex. The transcript is spliced from 3 exons. Gene Ontology annotation, molecular function: flavin adenine dinucleotide binding; thiamine pyrophosphate binding; magnesium ion binding. NCBI's taxonomy places the organism in Eukaryota, Fungi, Ascomycota, Sordariomycetes, Glomerellales, Glomerellaceae.
AUGUACACCGCGUCGUUCGCCUUCUUUGAGGCACUAUGGGAUGCUGGCGUCUCGCACUGCUUCGUCAACCUGGGUUCCGACCACCCCAGCAUCAUCGAAGCUAUGGUCAAGGGUCUCAGAGAGAAGAAAGGAAGCUUUCCCCGAAUCAUCACAUGUCCCAAUGAGAUGGUGGCCAUGUCCAUGGCCGACGGCUAUGCUCGCCUGACCGGGAAGCCGCAGUGUGUCAUUGUCCACGUCGAUGUGGGAACGCAGGGUCUUGGUGCCGCAGUGCACAACGCUUCAUGCGGCCGCGCGCCUAUCCUGGUCUUCGCCGGCCUCUCCCCCUUCACACUGGAGGGUGAGCUGCGAGGUAGCCGUACCGAGUACAUCCACUGGAUUCAGGACGUCCCGGACCAAAAGCAAAUUGUCUCCCAGUACUGCCGUUAUUCCGGCGAGCUCAAGACGGCGACCAAUGUCAAACAAAUGGUCAACCGUGCCCUGCAGUUCUCCAAAUCCGAUCCCCAAGGACCCGUGUACCUUUGCGGCGCAAGAGAGGUCAUGGAGGCCGAGAUCGAGCCGUACAGCAUCCGCCAAGCAGAUUGGGAUCCGGUCGAGCUCGGUGGCCUUGCCAAGGGCGCCGUGAACAAGAUGGCCGAGGCACUGGCUGGCGCCAAGGAGCCCCUCGUCAUCACCGGGUUUGGCGGCAGAAACCACAAGUUUCCGGCUGCGCUCGUCGAGCUCGCCAACACGGUCAAGGGCCUGCGCGUCGUCGACACUGGCGGGAGCGAUAUGUGCUUCCCGGCAGACCAUCCCGGCUGGCUGGGUCUUCGGUUUGGCAUCGAAGAAGCUAUCAAGACGGCCGACGUCAUCCUCGUUCUCGACUGCGAUGUGCCGUGGAUCAACACCCUGUGCCACCCCAAGACGGACGCCAAGAUUUUCCACAUCGAUGUCGAUCCAUUGAAGCAGCAGAUGCCCGUGUUUUACAUUGCCGCGGAGUCGAGAUACCGCGCGAGCAGCCUCGAAUCGAUCGAGCAGAUCACUGCCCACCUCAAGGGCCAGUUCGCUGCGCAGCUGGAAUCGGCAGAGGCCAAGCAGCGCGAAGCCAAGGUGAAGGAGUCACACAAGAAGCUCUUGGCCACGAUCGAGGAGAAAGCACAGCCCAAAGCGGAUGGUGAGUUUGGAACGGGCCACCUCACGCGGGCGCUGAAGAAGCUCUGCCCCGAGGACACGAUCUGGGCGAUCGAGGCCGUGACCAACACGGUAUUUGUCCACGACAACCUCCAGCCGACGCUGCCUGGGUCAUGGAUCAACUGCGGCGGCGGCGGGCUCGGCUGGUCGGGCGGCGGCGCUCUUGGCAUCAAGUUGGCUACCGACUUCGAGAACGGCGGCAAGGGCAAGUUUGUGGUUCAAAUUGUCGGCGACGGAACGUUCCUGUUCUCGGUGCCAGGUAGCGUGUACUGGAUCGCGAAGCGUUAUAACAUUCCCGUACUGACCAUUAUCUUGAACAACAAAGGAUGGAAUGCGCCCCGGCGGUCACUGCUGCUGGUACACCCCGACGGUGAAGGCUCCAGGGCGACGAAUGAAGAAAUCAACAUCUCGUUCGAUCCGGCGCCUGAUUACUCGGGUAUCGCCAAGGCGGCAGCGGGGGGGGAUCUGUUCGCUGCUCGCGUGGACAAGUUGGAAGAACUUGAGGGAAUGCUCAAGAAAGCGAUCGAGACGGUUCAGGGCGGACAACCGGCGGUGCUGGAUAUCAAGGUGGCCAUGGGUUCGUAA